AUGUCGCGCUUCCUUGAGUAUGGGGUCUUCGUGCCAGAUCCAAGCAGCAAGCAUGGCUCGACCCAGUCUUCCCAGACGGCGACCGGGCAGUGGGCACAGGUCGGGGGGAAAUGGUGCAAAGUGGGUCCUGAUGGGAAGCCGCUGAAUGCACCGAGCAAGUCGUCUUUCUCGCAGUCCUCGCCCAUCAACAUGGGCGGUGGUGGCGAGGGAGGGGUGGACAUAGACGGCGGGGGAAGCUCGGCAGCCGAACCCUUCUCGCAGACGACUGGCGCGAUGGGCGACGGCGCGGACUGGGGGCACCGAAAGCAAGAAGAGGGGGAUGAUGAUGAUGCCUCUGCUGAUCUUUACAGCGACGAUGAUGGUGCUGGUCUCGGCGAAGAUGGCGACGACGGCGAGGCGAGCGGGUCAACAACAACCAUGCUGCCUAAGCCGAGCCCCUCCGCCACCGCGGCGGGCGCGGCGGCGCCGCGAGCAACCGCGUCGUCGUCGCGAAGUCGGAGCGUCUUCAAUAGCCAAGGCGGCGAGGACGACCACGAAGACGACGAAGGGGCCGCGGCCGGCGGGGGGGGCGGCGGCAGCGGCGGGUCCGGCAACAGCGGAGGGCUCACUGUCGCUGUGGACGAGGCCGCAAGCGGCACCGGCCCCGCCGGCGGCAUCGACAGCAUGUCCAAGACCCUCCCCAUCGCCGUGGAGGGAGGGUCGGCCUCGCGGCCAAGGGCCAUGCUAACCCCGGGCCUGUCGCGGUCCUACAGCACCGACGAAGUCGUAGGCAAGUUCUUCGGGGAGGACGCCUCCGCGGCUGCGUCCGACAUGACGGCCGCCGCGGGCGGCGGCAGCGGCAGCGGCAGCGGCAGCGGAGAAGGCUUCGGCGCUGGCGCGGCUUGCGCGGGAGAGAGGGCGCCCAGCGGUGACAAGGGCGAGGCCAAGGGAGGCAAGAAGGCUAAGCACGCGAGGAGCGGGAGCGGGUCGAGCAACACGGCCAACAGCCCCGUCGCCGCCCGCGCGGGCAAGAAGGAGGAGAGCGAGCCGGUAGAGACGAGGGACGUCGCCUGCCAAUGGGAUGGAAGCGAGAUGGGCGACGAUGACGAAGAAGAAUUUGUAGAGGUGGAGCUCCCAGACACGCCGGAUUGCAAGGCCCUCACCGCCGUCCUUCGUCUCUACGACCACGCCAGGCUGGAGAACAAGCGGACGGGGGUGUUGUCGAGCCGUCCCGGGUGGGGUGUGGACGAGAACAUCGAAAACUGGGACGGUGUCUACCUGGACACGGAAGACCGCGUUGUGGCCCUCGACGUGGACGGUGACCCGGAAAAUCGACAGGCGGUUCUCAUCGGCCCCUUGCCGGUGGAGUUGGCCGGCAUGGACCGCUUGGAACAGCUCACGAUGCGAAGACAUCGCUUUAAGGGGCGAAUCCCGGCCGAACUCGGGCAGCUGAGCCGGCUAACUCACCUGAACCUCAGCAACUGCCGUCUCAUCGGGUUUAUCCCCCCCUCUUUCGGAGACUUGGUCAACUUGGUGGUGCUCAACCUCAGCUGGAAUUUCCUCAGCGGUGACCUUCCCCCUGAACUAGGAAAGCUGGCCAAGCUGGAGGAGCUCCUUGUCAACAGCAAUGCAUUCAGCGGCGCUAUUCCACCGGAGUUUGGAAAGCUUCGGAAGCUGCAGAGGUUCAAUGCCGGCCACAACAUCGGACUCUCAGGGGCCCUGCCGCCAGAGAUGUCGCGGAUGACGGCGUUGACGCUGCUGGACUUGCGGCACAACAAGAUCUCGGGCAAGAUUCCGCAGCUGUUCGGCCGCCUCACGAACCUUCAGCAGCUCUGGCUGCAAGACAACCAGCUCACGGAUGACAUCCCGGCCGAGCUGGCCCGUCUGCCGAAGCUGCAGAUGCUCCACCUUACCAACAACAAGCUUUCAGGCGUUAUCCCCAUGGCCCUGCGGGGCCACCCCAGGUACCGGGCGUUCAAGAUCCUGCCGGGCAACUUCGCGCUCGGGGAGAGGGUGGCGCCCAACGAGAAAGAGGUGGAGGCGGCCGCCCGCAGGAAGCCGUCGAGGAACGCCAUGGAGCACGCUUCCGGUGCCCACGCCCAGUCGCAGCUAAAGCAGAACAGGGCCCAGCAGCAACAGAAGCGCGAGUCGUCUUCGCUCUCGCCUCCCCCGAGCGCGAGCAUGGGCCCCAACGGCAGCCCCACCUCUACCACCGGAAGGGACUCGAUUGGGAUCCCUCGCUCGGCGACGGCCGAGAUGACCGUAGAGGAGACGAAGAGGAGCACGUUCGGCCGCAACAGCCUCGGCCGCAAGCUCCGCGGCAUGAAGCGCAUCAUGGGCAAGAAGUCCACCCCGCCGACCAGCCCCACCGGCAGCAGCGGCACGGCCGCCAGCGGCGGCCGCAGCCCCGGCGGCGUCGGCGGCAGCGGCGGCGGCGGCGGCGGGUUCCUUAAGGUCGGCGGCGGCGUCGGCGGCUACGCCUCCUCCCUCACACGCUCCCCUACCGGCAGCGCCAGCGGGGACAUCGGGUCGGCGGCGGGGAGCAACGACAGGGGAGCGCACGCCAAGGGGAAGGCUUUCCUGGAGGAGGUUGGCGGGGCGGGUGGUGGGGACGCGAGCCCGCACCCGACGGCGACCCCCUCCUCCGAGACCGGCACCAGCGGGAACGCCAGCCCGUCGAGCCACGAGGGCGGCGCCGGCGGCGGUAGUAGCGCUACGGGUGGGGUCUCCCAGACGACGACGGGUUCUUCGUCCUUCAACGCCGCAUGA
Ectocarpus siliculosus is the source of this 2748-nucleotide messenger RNA. The record is from the annotation of a GenBank genome assembly. NCBI's taxonomy places the organism in Eukaryota, Phaeophyceae, Ectocarpales, Ectocarpaceae.